AUGGAGAGAAAGAGAAAAACCGCUACCCUUGUAACCAAAACCCAUCUUUCUAGUGUCUCCUUCUUUUACAUGCUCUCAAUUUGCACACUGAUGUUCAUCAGUAGAACUACCACUGCCUCCACCAUUCCAUGUUUAGAUACUAAGUGUCCCAUGUUCACCAAAGCUGAUAGAGAUUUUAAGGAAAAUAAGGGGAACAUGGGGCCUAGCUUGGUGUCUGGAAGUAAAAUAGAGGUCUCGUCAAUGCCCAGAAGGCUUCUAGGUGGGCCUGGGUCAUCGCCGCCUCGGUGCACCUCCAAGUGUGGCAAAUGUACACCAUGCAAACCAGUUCAUGUGCCGGUGCCGCCGGGUACUCCGGUGACCGCCGAGUACUACCCGGAGGCAUGGAGAUGCAAGUGUGGCAACAAGUUGUACAUGCCAUGA
This is a messenger RNA of Sphenostylis stenocarpa, 420 nucleotides long. NCBI's taxonomy places the organism in Eukaryota, Viridiplantae, Streptophyta, Magnoliopsida, Fabales, Fabaceae. The record is from the annotation of a GenBank genome assembly.